Messenger RNA from Agrilus planipennis (emerald ash borer), 9800 nucleotides. RefSeq lists its product as uncharacterized. The record is from RefSeq and is a predicted model, not a curated record. NCBI's taxonomy places the organism in Eukaryota, Metazoa, Arthropoda, Insecta, Coleoptera, Buprestidae. Gene Ontology annotation, molecular function: protein binding.
GCAGUUAUGUCAAACGAUUCAAAUAUUCCAGUUGUUCGCGAUUUUUCGAGUAAUUAACGUGACUUCUAGCGAAAUGAUAUAAGGGGUGAAAUGAGCUUAUUUAAUGAUUAUUUUUAUGCUUAUCUAAAUUCGUUGAGUCGCCCUAUAUUUUGCGCUUAUUUUUUGUUUCGUUACAAGCAGUAUGCUUUUUGCAAUUUUUAUUAAUUAAUUUUGGUACGAAUUUAGUCCUUAUGUUGAAGAUACCUGUGAGACUAAAACAACGCGAUUUUGGUGUUUCCUUCGCUUUGGAUUAUUGUGAAUGCAUUGUAAAUAUGGGAACAAGAGCUGCAGCAUUUACAGUCAAAAUUCGGAGUCUUUACGAUUACCAUUUAAGGCUUAUGCAUGGUGUAAUGCCACCACCUUCAGGAGUCGAUAUAGCUAACACCAUAAAAUAUUUUUCGCAAACUUUGCUGACUGUAUUAAAAGAUGUGCCUAGUUCGCCUUUAGAAUUACUAAAAGACUCAGAAAAUGAUUCAGCAAGAAUGAGUCUUUUUCCAAAUUUGGAUUACAAGGGUUUAUAUAAUUCCCUUAUUCCUUUAAUAGAGACUGCACCCUUAAUACAAAAUGGAAUUAAUGCGUUUGGAUUAGCUGUUCUUCAGUGUUUGGGGUGUUUAUUACCCUUUUUAGAAACAGAAACUAUUGACUAUUUGCCUUAUUUAACAGCCUCAUGUAUAGCUGUAUUUCCAAGUACCUUGCAUCAAGAAAUUGUCAAUACGUUGUGUUUUUAUGUCCUUCCGUUUACCGUUACUCGCUACACGGAAAGGGAAUAUGAAAUAACGCAGUCGGUUUCCGCGGUUAUUAUGAUGAUAUUUAAUCAUUCCUCAAAUCCAGCACAUCAUUGUCAAUUAUUGGAAUGUUUAAUGACCCUAAAGCAAUCGAUAUUAAAGGAUCUCCUUUGCGUAAUAGCUUACGGUACAAGUACUGCGAGAUCUUCAGCAGCAAAACUUUUAUUUUAUUAUUGGCCUGCUUUUGAUCCCAAUCUCUUUGAUAGAAAGGGACUUAUUUGUAAACUAGGGGGCGAUCCUGCACCUUUUGUAUGCCAAAGAGACAUGUGUUCAAAUGCUGGGAAUGCUGAAGCAGCGAAAGUAUGUUAUGAUCAUUGUAUAGCAAUAACUUUUGCCAAUGAUGUACCACCUCCCCUUUAUUUGUGCAUUGAAUGCGCCAACGAAAUACAUAGGGAACACCCAAAUCAAGUUUUCCAUGAUAUUUUACACCCUGUUCAGCAAGUUUCUAUGGUUUGUGAAAAUAAAAAUUGCCGAUCAAAUGAUAAAUCUGCAGUGUCAGUGUGUUUCUCUAUCGAAUGUGCAAGUUAUAAUGGUUACAGGCCAAUUCGUUAUUGCCAACAAUGCCAUAAUAACAGGCAUAAUAACAGAAGGGGUGGUGAUCACAUAUUUCAUAAGAGUGUCCCCCCCACCUGGAGCCUCGAUGAAGAAAUGCACACAUACAUGAUAGAAGCAAUAAUAAGUUUGUUGAAAGAGUCAAAGCUUCAAACUUCGGAACCAAAAAGCCAAAGUGCAGGACCUGCUUCUACUAGUGAUAACAAGCCUUUAAGUCUUCCACCUCCUACUGAUAACAUAAGCUCAGAAGAAAGGCAACUUUUGGGCCGUUAUGGGGUUUGGCUCUUAGUGGGGAGAUGUACUCCUAACGAUAGCACAUCUGUUGAAGUAAUGGGACGACUACUAUCGAUGCUAUUUCAUUGGUUUCACAUGACUGCCUACUCUUUUGACGGACAAGAAAGUAUUUUGGAAAAACUUAAGGUUGAGAAUGUAUGUAGCUGGUUGAAGGAUCUUUGUAAAACACAUUACGAUCUUUUUGUUUCUUGCCUUUUACCGCAUCCUCCUGAUUAUGCUAGAAUUGGGGGCCAUUGGGACAGUUUAGCAUCUAGGACAACCCAUUUGAAAGAUGGUUUAAACCGUUUAUUUCAUUUAAUUCCUUAUGAAGUUAUUAAUCAAGAAGUUUGGGAUUUUGUCAUGCCUCAUUGGAUGGAAGCAAUCGUGAACGAUGUGCCCGAGAAGGAGCUGCAGGAAUUGAAAAUAAUACUAUCGAAAAUUCUGGACACAGAUAUGAGUCCGUUAGGUUUUAAUGCUGAUAAAAUGUACAACUUCGUUUCCCAAUGUUUUCUCAAAACUCCCGCUCCUGUUCAAAGAAAGGCACUGAAGUGGUUGCAAGUCCUUUCGAAUUUGGAAAUUAUUAUACCUUUGCAUUUAGUCUUUUCAAUAUUUCGCGAUGGAAUUCGUACAUUAAAGUCGAAUACGCACACAGAAUCAAACGACAAUAAACCGGUCGAAACGAUUGAGGCCAUAGCUAAACUUCCUGCCUGUAUAAUUCUUGAGCUAUAUUCACAAAUGAGCUCAUUUAAAUAAUUAGCUCCAGUUUUGCAAGAUUGCGACUCCGGAAAUACCUCGAUUAUGGACGAAGAAAACGCCCUUGCCCAUAAGGAUUCCAGUAGCAUACCAGAACAAAACCUUUUCUGCUGUAUUCUAAUGCUGGACAUUCUUCUAAAGCAAAUGGAACUUCAAGAUGUUGAUAAACACACCGGGAUCAACUCGUCGUUAUGCAAAGACGUUUGCAGAUUGCUAAAGUGUAUGAUAACAGCAACAUGGAUAAGUGGUCAUAAAUGCUCAUCAAAGCCCGCCGAAUGUACUUAUUGCGAAGCUAGCGUUAUGUGGCAUCAACUGUGUCUUAAAUUGAUUCAGUAUUUAUCACCAGAAAAGCCAGCACAUCCUCCAGAUCCACCUCUCGAAGAAUAUACUGACGAUUAUUAUAGUAAAAGUCCUCCUGAAAGUAGCAAAAAGGAAUCGAAAUCCGAUGUUAUUAUGACUGUUCCUGUCCCCGAAGCCCAUUCAAUUGGAGGAGUCUUAGUACACAUGCCCCAUGUGUGUUCUGUACGAAAAGUACCUCUUCAACAGAUAAUGACCGCGACUGUUGAGACAGUUUCAGAACAAUUAGACCUUACUGCUAUUAUUCCUGCGGAAAAGGUUGUCACAGCAAUGGCAAAAGCGAUCACAAUGUCCGAUACCGAAUAUAAUUCACAUUUGCGCCAUGAUAAACCAAGGAACGGAAGCGAUAAUUGUUUGACUAAUAAGGGGAUCGAUGACGGACCCGAAAAUAUUUUUGACUCUGAUGGAAAAUUAAAGUUUUCUAUUGAGGAAUUGCCCGAACAAUUUCAAUACGUUUACUACCUCUUUUCGGAAGUGCCAAAAGUUGUAAAAUCAGAAGUGCUUUACUAUAUGUUGCAGUGUUUGAAUAUAUUUUGUUUGCACGGCGAUGCAUGCACGAAAGCUUCUAAAGAACACAAAGCCUUUUUCAGAUACAUACAAAAUAAUUUACUCAUUAAAAAUUUAUGGAAUUUAUGUAACUCGGAACAUUCCCAUAUUGCUCAGGAAGCAGUUCCACUUUUGCUUCAUUGUAUCACAUUACCGUUCGGCGCGGAUGUUUUUUGGAAAAUAAUUCAGAGUGAUUUUCACAAUUCUGAUUGGAGAAUUCGAUUUACUGCAGUUGACAGAGUAACUAUGAUUGCCAGGUAUUUGGAUUUGGCUCCCUUAAGAAAUUUACCAGCCUUACAAGCCGCGUUGGCAAAUGCUUUUUGCUAUCUUAUAACCAGUAUGGACGAUUGUAGUGUAUAUGUGGCACAGAGGGCAACACUUUAUUUAGGAACAAUACAUGACACUGCCAUUAGGUCUCUUAUAAUAUGCCUAGAAACUCAGUUUGAUACAGUUAUAAUAGANCGUCUGCACCUUGUUUACAAUUUGCAUGUGAUUAUUUGGAGGCACUUGCCCCACAACUUGUUUCAGUACUUGGGUUUGUUGCUGGGGCUUUGGGAAGCCAUUUGUACCAUUUGCAGCAUCACCAGUUGUUACAAUUAUUNGUGUUUUUAUGUCCUUCCGUUUACCGUUACUCGCUACACGGAAAGGGAAUAUGAAAUAACGCAGUCGGUUUCCGCGGUUAUUAUGAUGAUAUUUAAUCAUUCCUCAAAUCCAGCACAUCAUUGUCAAUUAUUGGAAUGUUUAAUGACCCUAAAGCAAUCGAUAUUAAAGGAUCUCCUUUGCGUAAUAGCUUACGGUACAAGUACUGCGAGAUCUUCAGCAGCAAAACUUUUAUUUUAUUAUUGGCCUGCUUUUGAUCCCAAUCUCUUUGAUAGAAAGGGACUUAUUUGUAAACUAGGGGGCGAUCCUGCACCUUUUGUAUGCCAAAGAGACAUGUGUUCAAAUGCUGGGAAUGCUGAAGCAGCGAAAGUAUGUUAUGAUCAUUGUAUAGCAAUAACUUUUGCCAAUGAUGUACCACCUCCCCUUUAUUUGUGCAUUGAAUGCGCCAACGAAAUACAUAGGGAACACCCAAAUCAAGUUUUCCAUGAUAUUUUACACCCUGUUCAGCAAGUUUCUAUGGUUUGUGAAAAUAAAAAUUGCCGAUCAAAUGAUAAAUCUGCAGUGUCAGUGUGUUUCUCUAUCGAAUGUGCAAGUUAUAAUGGUUACAGGCCAAUUCGUUAUUGCCAACAAUGCCAUAAUAACAGGCAUAAUAACAGAAGGGGUGGUGAUCACAUAUUUCAUAAGAGUGUCCCCCCCACCUGGAGCCUCGAUGAAGAAAUGCACACAUACAUGAUAGAAGCAAUAAUAAGUUUGUUGAAAGAGUCAAAGCUUCAAACUUCGGAACCAAAAAGCCAAAGUGCAGGACCUGCUUCUACUAGUGAUAACAAGCCUUUAAGUCUUCCACCUCCUACUGAUAACAUAAGCUCAGAAGAAAGGCAACUUUUGGGCCGUUAUGGGGUUUGGCUCUUAGUGGGGAGAUGUACUCCUAACGAUAGCACAUCUGUUGAAGUAAUGGGACGACUACUAUCGAUGCUAUUUCAUUGGUUUCACAUGACUGCCUACUCUUUUGACGGACAAGAAAGUAUUUUGGAAAAACUUAAGGUUGAGAAUGUAUGUAGCUGGUUGAAGGAUCUUUGUAAAACACAUUACGAUCUUUUUGUUUCUUGCCUUUUACCGCAUCCUCCUGAUUAUGCUAGAAUUGGGGGCCAUUGGGACAGUUUAGCAUCUAGGACAACCCAUUUGAAAGAUGGUUUAAACCGUUUAUUUCAUUUAAUUCCUUAUGAAGUUAUUAAUCAAGAAGUUUGGGAUUUUGUCAUGCCUCAUUGGAUGGAAGCAAUCGUGAACGAUGUGCCCGAGAAGGAGCUGCAGGAAUUGAAAAUAAUACUAUCGAAAAUUCUGGACACAGAUAUGAGUCCGUUAGGUUUUAAUGCUGAUAAAAUGUACAACUUCGUUUCCCAAUGUUUUCUCAAAACUCCCGCUCCUGUUCAAAGAAAGGCACUGAAGUGGUUGCAAGUCCUUUCGAAUUUGGAAAUUAUUAUACCUUUGCAUUUAGUCUUUUCAAUAUUUCGCGAUGGAAUUCGUACAUUAAAGUCGAAUACGCACACAGAAUCAAACGACAAUAAACCGGUCGAAACGAUUGAGGCCAUAGCUAAACUUCCUGCCUGUAUAAUUCUUGAGCUAUAUUCACAAAUGAGCUCAUUUAAAUAAUUAGCUCCAGUUUUGCAAGAUUGCGACUCCGGAAAUACCUCGAUUAUGGACGAAGAAAACGCCCUUGCCCAUAAGGAUUCCAGUAGCAUACCAGAACAAAACCUUUUCUGCUGUAUUCUAAUGCUGGACAUUCUUCUAAAGCAAAUGGAACUUCAAGAUGUUGAUAAACACACCGGGAUCAACUCGUCGUUAUGCAAAGACGUUUGCAGAUUGCUAAAGUGUAUGAUAACAGCAACAUGGAUAAGUGGUCAUAAAUGCUCAUCAAAGCCCGCCGAAUGUACUUAUUGCGAAGCUAGCGUUAUGUGGCAUCAACUGUGUCUUAAAUUGAUUCAGUAUUUAUCACCAGAAAAGCCAGCACAUCCUCCAGAUCCACCUCUCGAAGAAUAUACUGACGAUUAUUAUAGUAAAAGUCCUCCUGAAAGUAGCAAAAAGGAAUCGAAAUCCGAUGUUAUUAUGACUGUUCCUGUCCCCGAAGCCCAUUCAAUUGGAGGAGUCUUAGUACACAUGCCCCAUGUGUGUUCUGUACGAAAAGUACCUCUUCAACAGAUAAUGACCGCGACUGUUGAGACAGUUUCAGAACAAUUAGACCUUACUGCUAUUAUUCCUGCGGAAAAGGUUGUCACAGCAAUGGCAAAAGCGAUCACAAUGUCCGAUACCGAAUAUAAUUCACAUUUGCGCCAUGAUAAACCAAGGAACGGAAGCGAUAAUUGUUUGACUAAUAAGGGGAUCGAUGACGGACCCGAAAAUAUUUUUGACUCUGAUGGAAAAUUAAAGUUUUCUAUUGAGGAAUUGCCCGAACAAUUUCAAUACGUUUACUACCUCUUUUCGGAAGUGCCAAAAGUUGUAAAAUCAGAAGUGCUUUACUAUAUGUUGCAGUGUUUGAAUAUAUUUUGUUUGCACGGCGAUGCAUGCACGAAAGCUUCUAAAGAACACAAAGCCUUUUUCAGAUACAUACAAAAUAAUUUACUCAUUAAAAAUUUAUGGAAUUUAUGUAACUCGGAACAUUCCCAUAUUGCUCAGGAAGCAGUUCCACUUUUGCUUCAUUGUAUCACAUUACCGUUCGGCGCGGAUGUUUUUUGGAAAAUAAUUCAGAGUGAUUUUCACAAUUCUGAUUGGAGAAUUCGAUUUACUGCAGUUGACAGAGUAACUAUGAUUGCCAGGUAUUUGGAUUUGGCUCCCUUAAGAAAUUUACCAGCCUUACAAGCCGCGUUGGCAAAUGCUUUUUGCUAUCUUAUAACCAGUAUGGACGAUUGUAGUGUAUAUGUGGCACAGAGGGCAACACUUUAUUUAGGAACAAUACAUGACACUGCCAUUAGGUCUCUUAUAAUAUGCCUAGAAACUCAGUUUGAUACAGUUAUAAUAGACAGACCAAUGAUUCUUCAAUCUCUUUACCAGCUUCAUAAUUCUUUGAGCGAAAGAAAGUUUUUGAGUUGGGAUUUUUUUUUGAAUCGUUUUGAUACGUUAUUUUUGGAAGCGCAAAUUAAUUUGGAAAAGUCCGGUGAUAUUUCAUAUUUAAGAGAUUUAAGAAACUCAGAUAUGAACAGUGACGUUUUCAUAAGAAAACUGCAUAGAGCUCAAGAAGCACUUUCGCAGCAAUCAGACAGUGCCACUAGCUCUGUUAAGACUUUAAGUGCCAGUUUUGGUACCAAAUGGCCCUAUAAAAGGACUAUGUCGGCACCCGCUUCUAUUAUAUCUAGACACGAGGCAAAAGAAACGAAAGAUAAAAUAUAUAGCAGACAGUUUUCUGCUCCAAUUUUAAAAAGGAAAAGUUCGAGAUUUGGAAUCGGUCAGUUUUUAGGCACUAGUAACAGCAUACCAGAUGGUCACAUGCAUUCUUUGAAUAUUGCCGAUGAUCAAAAUGUCAUCGGUUUUUUGCACAGAAUAAUUGAUUUGGAAGAAGCUGACAAAGAAACGAUGCAUUUGUUGGUUUUUUUGCUAAUGCAGUUCUUAUCAAGACCUGAUGAAGCGUAUCCAACUGAAAACAAAUACAUUUCUAAAUCGCAAGGAAUUGUGCUGCGACACCUUUAUCUUUUACUUGGUUACAGUCAAAAUGAUCGAGGAAUUUAUAUCUCUCCUCAACGUUUGAGAUCAUCUCCAGCAUUUUGUGCAUUUCUUUCCAAUUUACCCCAACUUUUGGAUCAGAAUCAUUUAAUUGGUCAUAUGCUUCUUCCAACAACUAUGAUACUACUACAAUAUUCCGCUUCCCCACAUUCUGUUCAAAACAGUGUGGAUCUUCAACAACCAGUUUACAGUUUAUGGGCUUUAGAACCUCAUUCCAGAAGGUGCUGGCUAAUGUCAGUAGUCGUUUUACUUUAUAAGUAUCAAUACAAUCAAUCCACCCAUUGUGGUCAACUUUCGUUUCUUAUAAAAAUUAUUCUGAAUACUCUUGAUGCGCAACAUCAUCAGUGUUGUAGACUACCAGCGACAAUUAUUAUGGGAGGUGCAAGUUCCCGUUCUAGAGAUGUCAGUCAACCAUCUUUGGGUACUGAAUAUGAACAUGGGGAUAAAUUCAUCACUCCUCCCUUGUCUCCAAUGUAUUCUCUAGAUGGGCAAUCGGUUCAAAUCGCAGCAGGAUUGAGAAAUACAAAAGUCCAAAAUAUUCACGCAAAAAUUGCAUCCGGAACUAGUAUGGAAACGCAUUGGGAAGAAUCAUCAAACGAUAAUAUUCGAUGCUUAAAAGUGGAGAAAGUAGAUGUUAAUGUGGAUAUGGACGAUUCUGAAUCUGAACUUCUCGCUAUUCCUGAAAGUGACACUUCAGAAAGCACUCUACAGGGAAGCAUACACAGUUCUCUGGAACUCGGAGAUGAUAACUAUUACAUUCAUGUCAAAGAAAAAAAGUGCCAUAUAGAAAAACAUCUUGAACCUGGCUAUAAAAAUGGAUCAAAUAAAAACAAAGCUUCUACUAUUGAAAAUCGUCCGACGUGGUAUAUAGGCGGCAGUCAAGAAUUUGUUAAGGCAAAUGGAAAUAAAAUAUACAAGACUAAUAAAAUAUCGAUUCAUAAUCAUUUGCCAGCAAAAACACAAAUGAAUAAGAACUCCAUCAAUUCGAACUCGGUGUUGUCCAGCACAACAUUAGCAGAUUUACAUAUUCAAAAUAAUAAUAUCGGUAGCACUAAUAAUAAUCAUCGUACAAUAACACCAGUUACUCCUGAAAUACUAAGAAAGAACGAGGAACUAAAAAUUUUAAGUUGUACAUCGUCGUCUGAAAGCGAAAAUUGCUUAAAAGAAGAUAAAACUAUUCCAAAUUUUGCUACUCCUACUUUGGAAAGGCUACUUCCCAUUGGGUCAAGAAUAGCAGACUCGAGAUCUCCUGAAUCUCCUCUUUCAAAAAUGGACAUUAUACCAAUAGAUUUACCUCAAGAAGUAGUUUGUUAUCCUACCCUAGAUUCACAAUUGGAGAUUCCAUCUCAGGAAAGGCUAUUACCUAUUGGUCAGCAUAGUAAAGAUAUCACACAUCUUGUUGAUAAAAUGAAGCAAGUUUUAAAAUUAAAUAAUCAAAUUCAAAGACCAUCAGUGGAAAGUAAAAAAGUGAUGAAAAAAAAUAACGGAAAGGAUGAAAUUCCUCGCAAUCAUAGCCCUAGAAGGCUCAUCAAACAGGUUGCUUUAGAAAGUCCUCCCGGUCAAGGCGAACUAUUUACAACCACCCUCAAUGUCACUUUAAAGAAAGAUACAUCAUUAAAUCAGAAACGCCCAAGAAAAAGUAGUCCGAUUUCCCCAAUAUCUUAUCAGUACAUGGAAAAUAGACAAUUUGGAUCUUGGGUAAUACCACAAGUUGCCCCUAAACCAGAAGGACAAGAUCUUAAACAAAGCUCAUUUCGAACUGGCGACGAUUGCGUUAGUGAGAGAUGUUCAGAAUGUGGUACAGCUCGUGAAGAGUAUAGUGAUGAAGAAUUAGGAUUAUGUAUAGUCGCUUUAGGCACUUUUAUUCAUAGGGAACCUGCUUCUGCAGCCCCAUUACUUCCAGAAAUAUUACACGCAGUGGCUAAGAUUGCGACGCAUACAUUAUAUCCUUGGCAAAAUGAAAGCAAUGUACACUUACCAGGAAGUGCAGUUAGUGUAGCUCAUCAGUUCUUAAGAUGUGUUUUACAUCAGUUAGCCCCAAAUGGAAUUUUUACACAGAUGUUUCAAACACGCAUUAGUGAGAAAAUAAGAACUCAGUUUUUUAAAAGUGUUGUUAAAGCAUUACUAGAUUUUAUGGAGUUAAACCCCGUAGCCCCAUUGCAUCUUUUACUCGAGUUUUUCCAUUAA